Myxocyprinus asiaticus (Chinese sucker) is the source of this 2622-nucleotide messenger RNA. RefSeq names its product growth arrest-specific 6 (gene gas6). The record is from RefSeq and is a predicted model, not a curated record. NCBI's taxonomy places the organism in Eukaryota, Metazoa, Chordata, Actinopteri, Cypriniformes, Catostomidae. Gene Ontology annotation, cellular component: extracellular region. Gene Ontology annotation, molecular function: calcium ion binding. The transcript has 15 exons. The coding region runs from base 108 to 2054 and encodes 648 amino acids.
AGAGAGAGAGAGAGAGAGAGAGAGAGAGGGUUGAGUGUUCUGGUUUGAAUGUAGCGGCUCGAGUGAACGAAUCUGAUCCAGAAAGAGCGAAAGUUUGACGCAGAAACAUGAGAGAGUUUGUGUCGAGCUGUUGUCUGAUUCUGCUGUGUGUCUGCGGCUCCUCACAGUUGUCCUUGUCGCGGGACGAGGCGAAUGAUUUCCUCCGCAGACACAGAAGGGCGUACCAGGUGUUUGAGGAGACCAAACAGGGUCAUUUGGAGCGGGAGUGUGUGGAGGAGAGAUGCUCCAAAGAGGAGGCGAGAGAAGUGUUCGAGAAUGACCCGGAGACGGAAUAUUUCUUCCCGAAGUAUCUGGUUUGUUUGGAGAAGUUUGGUGACUCUGAGAAGAAGAAACAAGAUCUGAUCACCUGCGUCCACAAUAUUCCAAAUCAGUGUUCGCCCAACCCCUGUAAUCAUUUGGGUACGGUGCGCUGUGAGGACAAAAAAGGCGAGUUCCUGUGUCAUUGUUUCACAGGAUGGACUGGGGUCAGAUGUGACAAAGAUGUUAAUGAGUGCAUCAAACAAAACGGAAGGUGUGACCACGACUGUAAUAACACUGUGGGUAGUUACCACUGCUCCUGUCGUCAUGGAUACAGACUGUCCGGUCACCACACGUGUCUGGAUGUGCACGAGUGUGUGGAAACUCCAGAUGUUUGUGGAACAGCGAGAUGCUCGAACAUCAUCGGGAGCUAUGACUGCCUGUGUGAUGAUGGAUACGUGUAUGAUAACAACACCAAGAGUUGUGUAGACGUGGACGAGUGCGAGUCGCAUGUGUGUGAGGAGGAGUGUGUAAACACGGCGGGCAGUUUCCGCUGCUACUGUAACGGGCGUCAGGGGAAGAGACUGGGGCCAGAUCAGAAGAGCUGUGAGUCCAUUGAGUCACAUCUGCCGCUGGACAUGAAGAGGAACUCUCGAUCGCUGUAUCUGGGUCGCAUGUUCAGUGGGAUUCCUGUCGUCAGGCUGCGCUUUCGGCGCCGGGUUCAAACCGGAUUCACAGCAGAGUUUGACCUCAGGACCUUUGACCCGGAGGGCGUGAUCUUCUUCGCUGGCGGUCACCUGAACAGCUCGUGGAUUGUGCUGGUGAUGCAUAAUGGGAAACUGGAGCUGCAGCUGAAAUAUGGAGCCGUGAGUCGAGUGACCAGCAGUGGACCAUUGGUGAAUGACGGACAGUGGCAUAAGAUCUCAGUUGAGGAGCAGGGGAGGAGUCUCGUCAUAAAGAUUGAUAGGGAGGCGGUGAUGAAGAUCGCAGUGAAUGGAGAUCUAUUCACUCUGAAUAAAGGCAUGCAUGAGCUCAACCUGACAGUAGGCGGAGUUCCCUUCAGAGAGGAGGGGCUUGUCAGUAAGGUUAACCCGCGGUUAGAUGGUUGUAUGAAGGAGUGGCGCUGGUUAACCGGUGAAGACACGUCAAUUCAGGAAACCAUCAGACACAAUGAGCGCAUGCAGUGCUAUGCCAUCGAAGACCACAGCGCCUUCUACCCCGGACAAGGGUUUGCCUUCUUCAAUCAGAGCCACGGUGACAAUCAAACCCUUAGUAUUCAGCUGACAGUGCGUGCUGCCUCCAGUAUGGGUGUUCUGUUUGCAUUGGUCCGCCAGGACAGCGUCCCAUUUUCCAUCUCUCUCUCUGACUAUCAUCCGGUAACACUCGAGUGGACAGAGCACGUGCUGGUGUCGUUUGGUGAUGCAGUCGGGUCCAGUGUUGCAGUGAAUCUGUGUGAUUCAGACACACACACAGUGAAUGUGACUGUAUCUGGUAACAGCUCAACACUGGUGGUGGACGGUCUGAUCGGUCAGAUGGAGCAUGUGGAGAAUCUGGAAGGUCUGGAUCUGUCCUCUUCAUACAGCACUUUUAUAGGAGGGAUUCCAGAAGUUUCUCUGGUUUCCACCCCAGUCUCUGCGUUCUUCACCGGCUGUAUGGACGUGCGAGUUAACGGACAGCUGCUGGACGUGGAUGAUGCCCAACAUAAACACAACGGCAUCCACUCUCACUCCUGCCCCCUAGUGAGUGCACUACAAUAACACACACUCACUUGAACCAGCCGAAGCCCAGAAACAAACUGCCAGCUGGACUUCACAUGAAACUGACGGAAAAUUCCAUUCAGAGUGCUUUUGAAACAAGAUGCUUAAUCCGGAUCCAGAAAUUGAUCCACUAAGGCCUAAACAAGCCACAUCCCAUAAAUACAUCACGUACAAACCCAAAGCUCAAAUAUUAAUCUCAAUACACACUCACAUUACUGCAUCACAUGCACAAGCGCAUACAUACAUCACAUAGACACUGUAACGCGUAUAUUUAUGUAUUAUUCACUGACACAUAGAGAUUUACAUUAGAAGAAACCACAAGCUACUGAGAACACGUGUGUGCUGUAAUAUACUGUAUAUGUAAAUAUGUGACUGUAAAAUGCUUUUUAUAUACAGAGUCCAGCAUUAAAGGCCUUCAGACACCAUCAGUGUAGGUGCUCAAUCACUCUUCAUUUUGUUCUGUAUUUUUAGUUUUUCUAGUUCCUUCUUCGUUUGAGAUCUUUUUUUAUUAUUAUAUACUGUUGUUUUGUAUUUCUUUCAUUUGCGCUCAUUGAAAACAAAUAAAGGC